Messenger RNA from Rosa chinensis, 3309 nucleotides. Its product is annotated as G-type lectin S-receptor-like serine/threonine-protein kinase At4g27290. The record is from RefSeq and is a predicted model, not a curated record. The transcript is spliced from 8 exons. Bases 107 to 2668 code for a protein of 853 amino acids. Gene Ontology annotation, biological process: recognition of pollen; protein phosphorylation. Gene Ontology annotation, molecular function: ATP binding; protein serine/threonine kinase activity. NCBI's taxonomy places the organism in Eukaryota, Viridiplantae, Streptophyta, Magnoliopsida, Rosales, Rosaceae.
AUCCUCAAAGUUCCACUCUUUCACUUUGUCAAGAUAUCAUUGUUGUUUUGAAGCAAUCAUCUAAAUCUCUCAAACCUUGUCUGCAAAUUUCUUGUGCAGCCAAUUAAUGGAUACCAAAACCAGCCCGACUAAGUUCAUGAUUUUCCUUCUCUUCUCAUACCUACAUCUGAAGACUCAUGUCUCCCUCGCAACCGAUGCCAUCACCGCAGACCAAUCUUUCUCCGGUGACGAAACCAUUGUCUCCUCAGGUGGUGUUUUUGAACUCGGUUUCUUCAAACCAGGUAAACUUCCAAACUACUACGUAGGCAUGUGGUACUACAAGCGAGUAGUAACUGUGAAAACCAUAGUCUGGGUGGCAAAUAGAAAACAACCAGUCUCCGAUAGAUUUACUUCGGUGUUGAGGAUCAUAGAUAGUAAUUUAGUUCUCGUUGAUGAGACCAAAAGUCUUGUUUGGUCCACAAAUGUGACCUCCACCACCACGUCAGGCUCAGCUACUUCUAUACAAGCAGUUCUUUUAGACAAUGGCAACCUUGUCUUAAGAGUUGGAUCCAAUUCAUCAUUACUGCCGUUAUGGCAAAGUUUUGACCAUCCAGCUCAUACUUGGCUAGCAGGAAGUAAAAUUGGAUUCAACAAUGUUACCAAACAAACCCAAAAACUCACUUCAUGGAAGAACUCCGAGGAUCCUGCACCGGGUCUUUACUCUCUUGAGCUGGACCCGAAUGGUAGCAACUCAUAUAUCCUACUGUGGAAUAGUUCUAGACAGUACUGGACCAGUGGAUCUUGGGACGAGCAUAAUCGAAUUUUCAGCUUGAUUCCUGAAAUGAGGCUUAACUAUAUCUACAAUUGCAGCUAUGUUACGAACGAAAACGAAAGCUAUUUCACCUAUGCUCUUAAUGAUCCUAAAAAAAUAUCUCAGGCAGUUAUGCAUUUCUCGGGGCAGAUCCAGCAACUGACAUGGUCGGAGACUUCCAAGCAGUGGAUUUUGUUUUGGUCCCAACCAAGAAAACAAUGUGAAGUUUAUGGUUUGUGCGGGGCAUUCAGCACUUGCAAUGCCACGUCUUUGCCCUCAUGUAGCUGUUUGAAGGGUUUUGAGCCAAAACUGCUGGGUGAUUGGAACUUAAAUGAUCAUGCUGGCGGGUGUUCAAGAAUAACCGGUCUUCAGUGUGGAAAUGCUACUAGUCUUAAUGGGACACAAGUCACACAAGACCAGUUUCAAGAAAUGACUAGAAUGACAUUGUCUGAAAAUGAUCAAUAUGCAGAGGUCGGGAGUAUUAUGGAAUGUGAAUCCAUCUGCUUAAAUCACUGCUCAUGCACUGCUUAUUCAUAUGAAAGUGGUGGAUGUUCAAUUUGGAAUGGAGAUCUCUUGCAUCUGCAACAGCUUGAAGCAAGUGAUACUAAUGGAAGAACAAUGUACAUCAGACUUGCGGCUUCCGAGUUCGAGAAUCCUCCUAAAAGUAGUAAUAAGGGUAGUGAGGGUCAUACUGAUGAUAAGUGGUCUCUUGUAAUUGCAAUAAUCUCAGCAACAGCAGGAUUCCUUACAAUAAUUUUUGGCUAUUUUUUAUGGAAGAAAACUUUGGGAAAGAGAAGAGAGCAUAGGAGGAGGACUAUCAAUUCAAGUAAUCUGGGUGCUAGAGAUGGAAACGAUGAUACAGAACUACCACUCAUUGGUUUGAAGAGUAUAUUAGCUGCUACAAACAACUUCUCUGAAGCUAAUAAACUUGGAGAGGGAGGAUUUGGCCCUGUUUAUAAGGGGAUUUUUCCUGACAAUCAAGAAGUAGCAAUAAAACGGCUUUCUACGAAGUCUGGGCAAGGACAUCAAGAGUUCGUGAAUGAGUUAAAGCUUAUAGCCAAGCUUCAGCAUAGAAAUCUUGUUCGACUCUUGGGUUGCUGUAAUGAAGAGGAGGAAAUGAUACUGAUUUAUGAGUACAUGCCCAACCGAAGUUUGGAUAAAUUCUUAUUUGAUCCAUCUGAACAGACAAAAUUGGACUGGGAUAGACGUUUUAGGAUUAUAGAAGGUAUUGCUCAGGGAGUACUCUAUAUCCACAAGUACUCCAGACUGAAAAUCAUUCAUAGAGACUUAAAAGCAAGUAAUAUUCUGUUGGAUGGAGCAAUGAACCCCAGAGUAUCAGACUUCGGAAUGGCCAAGAUUUUUGAGUUAAACCAAAUUGAAGCAAAUACAAACAGGGUUGUUGGGACAUAUGGCUACAUGUCACCUGAGUAUGCACGUUAUGGUCAUUUCUCUGAAAAAUUGGACGUAUUUAGCUUUGGAGUGUUAUUGUUGGAGAUUGUAACCGGAAAGAAAAAUGGUGCUUUCUAUCAUUUCGAGCAUUCACUGACUCUUGCCGGAUGGGCAUGGAAAUUAUGGAAAGAAAACAGAGGAAUGGAGGUGAUUGAUGCAUCGGUACGGGAAACAUGCCGGCCUCAUGAAGCUUUAAGGUGUAUCCAUGUAGGGUUUUUGUGCGUACAAGAAGCUCCAGCUGAUCGACCAACAAUGUCUGCUGUAAUUCAUAUGCUGCAAAGCAACGAAGCCACAUCACUUCCACACUCCAAAGAACCUGCUUUUUCAAUACACGAUAUGAAUUCCAAUGUUGCUGAAUCUUCUUCUCAAACGUCUACUAGUGCUUGUUCCAAGAAUGCAUUCACAAUUAGUUUGCCAGAAGCUCGAUAAAUUAAAGGUUUUCAGAUAGAAGUUUAAUAAUGUUGUAUUUCGUCGAUGUAUUUGAUGUCAGAUAUAAACGAAAACGAAGAAGUUUCUUGGAAUUUUGGCUCGAGGGAAAGGAUUUAGCCAAUGCCCCCAAACCUCUCCUCUAAUGUUCCUUUUUUUUUUUCUUUUUUGAGAAACUCCUCUAAUAUUUCUUGUUUCAUUGGAUGAAACUUGUAUGGGAGUUGAAUUACGAUGGUUCAGUGUCACUUCCACCAGACAAAUCAAGUCACUUUCCUGCUAGGCGGAACAGAGUAUACAAAAUGGGGGAGGCUGCGACCCAAAUAGAAAACAGUCGACAUUCAACAAUGGAAGCUCAACAGGGACGCAUAGUGACAGAGAAACCACGAAAAUGAUCAGCACGAUAUCCAUUGAACACUUGGUUCUUCCAGAAGUGCAACAAAUAUCUUAAGCAGAGAAGUUUAUUCUUUGACUUUUAGCCCCUGGAGAAAUUGACUUGAGAAUGUGAAGAUUGAGUCUACCCAAGAUUGGGUCUCCAAGCUUAAUCAGACCACUGCACUUGACUCUGCAUGCAAGCCAGACCUCACUAAUCUCUCAUCCUGUGAUGCUUGCGUAGCGGCUGGCUUUAAAAUUCAUGCACAAUUAAA